CGAGAGGGGCGGGAGCGAGGGAAUGGCCGCUAUGUCAUGGCCGCCGUGUGACGUCAUCCACGCAAGCGCAAUGAGCGAUUACUUAGGGAAAUCAGUUUUAGUUGUCCGUUUUCCCCACUGACUAAUUUUAUAUUUUCCAUAUUCACGCGUUCGGAAAACCACAUUCGAUGAGCCACACGUCGAAAUGAAGAGAAGAAGUAUUGAUCCUUCAAAGCUCAGAAGGCCUUUAAAACGUUCUCGCAUCACAGAAUCGAUUUAUGGAAGUGUAUUUCUGUACGUCAGAUUUUUCUUAGUAUGGAUUAUGGUGUUGACGGCGGACUUCCUUUUGGAGUUUCGCUUUGAAUAUCUUUGGCCUUUUUGGCUACUGUUGCGGAGCGCUUACGACUCAUUCAAGUACCAAGGUUUGGCCUUCUCUCUGCUCUUCCUCACACUGGCUUUCUGUUCAGACUUAGUAUGUUUGAUGUUUUUACCUGUACACUGGUUGUUCUUUGCUGCUAGCACGUAUGUUUGGGUUCAAUUCGUCUGGCAUACAGACCGUGGUUUAUGCCUACCAACGGUUAGCCUAUGGUUACUGUUUGUCUAUGUGGAAGCGUCCGUUCGUCUUCGCGAGCUCAAAAAUCUGCCUUUUCAUUUAGAUCUGUGCCGGCCGUUUGCCGCUCAUUGUAUUGGUUAUCCCGUGGUUACACUUGGCUAUGGUGUUAAAAGUUAUGUAGGCUAUAAAAUGCGUCAGCGACGAGUGCAGCAUGUAGCAAAGGAGAAUGAGUUUUAUAUGCAGCUUAUAAACCUUGCAUUGCCUCCUGAGACGAACAACCAUUCGGAGGCACCAGAAAGACCAUCUAGAGCUAUAUGUAAUGGUAAAGUUGCAAAUGGAGAUGUUGCGUUACCACGAGGACGGUCUCUACCUGUUAUGACAAAUGGGAUAAACACAAAGACCGACCUAGAACUGUUUAUAGCCAAGGAGGCCAGUCGGCGCGGCUUAAAACUAAGUGAUCUAGAAUCAAGGCCUACUUUGAAAGGGAAUGCACUGAAAGAUCUAGAUGUCCUUUCAAAUCUCGCAUCAAAAAAGACAAGUGAGGACCAUAACUUAAAUGAACUUGAUAAACUGUCUCUGGAAGCAAGUCAAAAGAACGGUAGAGGGGGACAACAGAACCGUGCUACAUUCAGCGGUGUGUUUGGAAAGUCUUCCAAGAAAAAUGCCACAAAAGCAAGUGAAAAGUUGAAAGACUACGAUGAUCAUAAUGAUGAUGACGACAAUGACGAGUCUGACAGCGAUUCUUUGAGUGCGUCCAGUAGCUCCAUUAACAACAGUCGAAAGAAUAGUAGGAGCAACUCACCCAAGGGACAUGAGAAAUCUCAGUCUGUUGACCUUGGACCUAGUCUCUCCGCUCAACUGAAGGAGGAGAGGCUGCUACGUCGUCGGGCUGAGAGCAAUGUAACCCAACUAGAGAAUGAUAGUAAACGACUGAGAGUGGAGCUGCAGACCAGUCGACAAGGCGAACAGGAGCUGAGAUCCACCAUGCACAGUUUGAUGGCCAGCGAACGAUCUACUAAGGUUGAACUGCAGCAGCUGAAGUCCGAGUGCGAGGUUAUACAACAAAAACUUCAAACCAUGUCCUCAGCACGGCAGCAAGAUCGUAAUAACAUCUCUUCUCUGGAACGUAAACUAAAAACUGAGCGAGAUGCUCGGCUUUUGGCGGAGAGUCAGCUACGAGAGGAGCGCAGACGACAGAAAGCCGAGGACGCGGCCGCGAAACAGCGCGAAGAAACGACAGGUCAUGAGGCGUGUAACGCACUCAGGAACGAACUGGAGGAAGACAGUCGUCAGCUGCGUGCUUUGCUGCAAGAGAAAGAAGAGGAAAUCAAGCGAGUCGACAAGGAGGCUGAAACGCUGCGACAAAAGACCAGGGAAUAUGAUAGCAUGCAGUUAAAGAAAGAGACGGAGGUGCUUAUGUCUGCACUGACAACCAUGCAGGGCAAGAACACUCAUCUAGAGAACAGUUUGAGUUCCGAGACGCGCUUGAAGUUGGACCUGUUCUCGGCUUUAGGCGACACGCGCAGGCAGUUGGAGAUAGCGCAGGCGAACCUCAAGACAAAAGAUCGAGAGAUCGAAACCUUGAAGCUGAAGAUCGCCGAGGUGAUGGCUGUCAUGCCCGCUACCACUACCUACACUACCGGGGAUUCCCCUGGAGUUCCGCGCUUUGCUUCCAAUCAUCUCAUCUCCCCAAAUCAUAUCGAGCUGUCCGGAAGUGGUCUGGAUCCCAGCGCUCCUUGCUACAUCCCCGUGUGUAAGGGUCCCAAAGGCUUGCUGUAAGACCCCCGACUUAGAGAACGCUUUGUUUGUCGCUACCCUGUUGUUGCUCUUAAUUUAUAAUCUUACUAAGUUAUUGGGUUUGCCAGUUGGGUAGCAAAGUCGCAGCAUUUGUCUGGGCUUGAAUAUGUUAGUUUAUAUUUCGUUAAAAGUAAUACAGGUGUUCAUAUCCUAAUUUUAGGACAAAAAAAAGUGUUGUUACAUCCUAUAGUCAGAUUCUGAUGUCACGGUGUUACUUUCGAAUUCCGAAGCAUGUUCCUCACGAAAUACUUAAAAUCUCUUCUGGUUGAACUGCAACCGUUCUUAGCAACGCUUUCUUUACCAGGCUUAUUCAUACCGUUCCCAAGAACCCUUUGGACUGCUGUCCGUUCUCGUGGCAUGCGAGAUUUAAACACAGAGAAGUGCUGCUUGUGGAGUUCUUUCAUUUCACCCAGAUCUCCUCUCAAACAAAACUGUUCAGGACUGGGUCUGAUACCAAGUUUCUGUUCAUCUUAUGCCAGGCCGGUUGUGCAUACCAUAGCUUUGCGCGACUUACCCGCAAUUCACUUGAAAUUGUAGAUAACUUUAAGAAUCCUUGAAAAAGGAAACACUUUUCAUUUGUUUUCCGUGCAUGGUACCAUCUUCAGUUCUUAACUCGGUUUCGAAGAUCCAACGUCAUGUUCAAAUUACUCGGUUUGUUGUGUUAAACGAAGUCGGCUAGUUAGUAUUAUUUUGUCAAAUAACACCAGCGAGAACUACGGUCACGCUACCAAAACCAACAGUCAACGCUAACGAUAACAAACCGACUUGAGUCUGCGCUUCAACUUAUCCUACUCAAUCUUGUGUUUAGACACUUCACUCCGAGUAAAAAGGAUUUUUUUUAAAGCGAGUUAAAAUUACAGAAUUACGUUCUGUUUGUUUUGGUGCUAUUCCUAUUUCCGUAUAUAUGGGUUUGGUUACGCUAUUUAAUUUUUUGCUUGCUGGUCUAAAGAGAAAUGAGGUCUUUGCAACUGGUCAAAACGUAAGACCAACUUUCGGCAGUUUGGGUCGUAUAUGUAAGGUAGCGGGGAGGGGGAGACGGAGGGGCCUGUCCGACGCCCCCCUGGAUAAGCCAAUUACUUGUUGGGGUCAAUUUGUACGCGAAGUCGUCUUAUGUAACCUUGAUUUCAUCAAUCACAUUUGUGGAAUGAAGAUGGGCAAGAAUGAUCAUAAAUAGCGUGACGAACCCCUGACGAAUUGUACGAACUUGAAUACAUGCAUUGUAAAUGGUUUGCACUCGAACAGACAACGUCAGCCAUGUUUCUUAGCAAUGUAGCUUUGAACUUCCAGUCGAAGUGUUUGAUCUAUAUUUUUCUGCUGAUAAGCUUACCACUGUUUUACCAGCCCUUUUCACUUGGUAAUUUGGUCUUCCUGCAUGCUUCAUGUGUGAUCUUUAAAGAGCACUUCUUUCGUUUGUCUCGUUCUUUCGCGAGUCGACAAUCGCAUCACAGUCGCGAGAAAGGGACGGUGGGGUCAAAGUAUUCGUAAACAGUGGGAUGUCAACAUUGGACAUCCUCGCAGAAAAAACAAAAACGAAAAAAAAAAGAUACUAAUAAAUUAAGAGGAAAAUUGCAGUCAGAUGUUCGUAACCUUAGUUUAAUAAAUUAUGAUGCAGUUGAAAA
Molecule: messenger RNA, 3948 nt
Organism: Orbicella faveolata
Lineage: Eukaryota; Metazoa; Cnidaria; Anthozoa; Scleractinia; Merulinidae
Product: macoilin-like
Biological process (GO): neuronal signal transduction
Cellular component (GO): rough endoplasmic reticulum membrane
Source: RefSeq, a predicted model, not a curated record